AUGGCAGCAUGGAAUCACACCAGUUUUGUGAAAGAAUUCUUCCUUGUGGGACUGACUGAAAUCCCAGAAUUGCAGGUCCCUCUCUUUCUGAUUUUCUUUGUCAUUUAUAUGGUCACUCUGGUAGGGAAUUGGGGGAUGAUCAUAAUUAUCUGGAUGAAUGUCCAACUUCACACCCCCAUGUACUUCUUCCUCAGUAACCUUUCCUUCUGUGACAUUUGUUACUCCACUGUUUUUGCUCCCAAGAUGCUGGUCAAUUUUCUAGUAGAGAACAAAACAAGUUCAUUUGCCAGUUGUGUUUUACAAAGUUUCUUUUUUGCUGUGUAUGUCACCACUGAGGGCAUCCUCCUAUCUAUGAUGGCAUAUGACCGUUAUGUAGCCAUUGCCAAUCCAUUGCUUUAUACAGUUAUUAUGACUCAAAGAGUGUGCAUUUUGAUGGUUCUUGGUUCCUACUUAGGAGAUUUAGUUAACUCACUGACCCACACAAUUGGUUUGCUUAGGUUGAAUUUCUGUGGCCCCAAUGUGGUAAAUCAUUACUUCUGUGACAUCCCCCCUCUUUUGAAGCUCUCUUGUUCUGAUGCACUCAUCAAUGAAAUGUUACUUUUAGUCUUCUCUGGAGUGAUCGCAAUGUUUACCUUCAUAAUCAUCAUGGUUUCCUACAUCCACAUCAUCAUAGCUAUCCUGAGCAUCAGAUCGGCUGCAGGAAGACGCAAAGCCUUCUCUACUUGUGCAUCCCACUUGACAGCUGUGAUGUUGUUCUAUGGCUCCGUGACCUUCAGUUACAUCCAACCAAGUUCUCAGUAUUCCAUGGAACAAGAGAAAAUAUCUGCUGUAUUUUAUACACUCAUAAUACCUAUGUUAAACCCUCUAAUUUAUAGCCUGAGAAACAAAGAGGUGAAGAAUGCUGCAAAGAGGUCAAUCAUCUGGAAAAGUCUGCAUAACUGA
This is a messenger RNA of Phascolarctos cinereus (koala), 942 nucleotides long. RefSeq names its product olfactory receptor 5J3-like. Gene Ontology annotation, molecular function: olfactory receptor activity; G protein-coupled receptor activity. Gene Ontology annotation, biological process: G protein-coupled receptor signaling pathway. The record is from RefSeq and is a predicted model, not a curated record. Lineage: Eukaryota; Metazoa; Chordata; Mammalia; Diprotodontia; Phascolarctidae. Gene Ontology annotation, cellular component: membrane.